ACACCAGGAGGAGGAAGUGGCGAGAUCGAGCUCAAGGCAUCAGUCGCUGCCGGGACCUGGGGUUAAGAGGAAUGAAAAACUCCUAUUGGGAAAUAAAUGUUCGUUUAAACAGCGCCUGUCCUUUGGGAAUCUACUGGAUUAAGCGGCUGCAGGAAGGUGACCACAGCGUCUGAGAUAUGGGGAGCAAAGAGAGAUAUCACUGGCAAAGUCACAAUGUCAAGCAAAGUGGGGUGGAUGACAUGGUCCUUCUGUCCAAAAUCACCGAGGAUGCGAUCGUGGAAAAUCUUAAGAAACGUUAUUUGGACGACUAUAUUUUUACUUACAUCGGAACAGUGCUCAUCUCCGUCAACCCCUUCAAACAGAUGCCUUACUUCACAGACAGAGAAGUUGAAAUUUAUCAAGGAGCGGCUCAGUAUGAAAAUCCUCCACAUAUUUAUGCUCUUACGGACAAUAUGUACAGGAAUAUGUUGAUCGACGCAGAGAACCAGUGUGUGAUCAUCAGUGGAGAGAGUGGAGCUGGGAAAACCGUGGCAGCAAAAUACAUCAUGGGUUACAUCUCCAAGGUGUCAGGCGGAGGAUCAAAGGUUCAGCAUGUUAAGGAUAUCAUCCUACAAUCGAACCCUCUGCUCGAAGCCUUUGGAAAUGCCAAGACUGUGCGGAACAAUAAUUCCAGCCGAUUUGGGAAAUAUGUCGAGAUACAGUUCAGCCGUGGUGGUGAACCAGAUGGAGGCAAAAUCUCAAAUUUUCUUCUGGAGAAAUCACGAGUUGUUAAUCAGAACGAGAAUGAGAGAAACUUCCACAUUUUCUAUCAGCUUCUGGAAGGUGCAUCCCGAGAGCAAAUGGAAAACUUGGGCAUUGCUGAUCCCACAUACUACUUUUACCUAAACCAGUCGGGCACCUACAAGGUGGAUGGAACAGACGACAAGAAAGACUUCACCGAAACAAUGAAUGCCAUGCAAGUGAUCGGUAUUCCGGCUGACAUCCAAUUGAUGGCGCUGCAGAUCAUUGCUGGAAUCUUGCACCUUGGAAACAUCAAUUUUGUUGAAGAUGGAAAUUAUGCCAAAGUGGAGGAUGAAGAUCGCCUGGCCUUUCCGGUGUUCCUGUUGGGAAUUGAUCAAGGGAAGCUGAGGGAGAAGGUGACUAGCAGAAAAAUGGACAGUAAAUGGGGAGGCAAGACGGAGUCCAUCAACAUGACCCUGAAUGUAGAACAGGCGGGUUACACCCGGGAUGCCUUGGCCAAGGCUCUCUAUGCACGACUGUUCGAUUACCUGGUGGAUGCUGUCAACAAAGCUAUGCAGAAGCCAUACGAAGAAUUCAGUAUUGGAGUGCUGGAUAUUUACGGGUUUGAAAUUUUCCGGAAAAAUGGGUUUGAACAAUUCUGCAUUAAUUUUGUGAAUGAGAAGCUCCAGCAGAUUUUCAUUGAAUUAACCCUGAAGGCAGAACAGGAGGAAUAUGUACAAGAGGGGAUAAAGUGGACGCCUAUUGAAUACUUCAAUAACAAAGUUGUAUGUGACCUGAUUGAGAACAAGAGUCCGCCUGGAAUUAUGUGCGUCCUGGAUGAUGUCUGUGCCACCAUGCAUGCCACGGGAGAAGGGGCAGAUGCAACGUUGCUGCAGAAGCUCCAGGCUGCAGUAGGAGGCCACGAUCAUUUCAACAGCUGGAACCAAGGAUUUAUAAUUCACCACUAUGCUGGAAAGGUAUCCUACGAUGUUAAUGGAUUCUGUGAGCGCAACAGAGAUGUCCUCUUCACCGACCUGAUAGAACUCAUGCAAACCAGUGAAUUCCCCUUCAUUCAAUCCCUGUUCCCAGAAAAUCUACAGAACGAGAAGAAAGGCCGACCAACCACAGCAAGCACGAAAAUUAAGAAACAAGCGAAUGAUCUGGUCAGUAGGUUAAUGAAGUGUACCCCUCACUACAUCCGGUGCAUCAAACCCAAUGAGACGAAGAAACCAAAGGACUGGGAGGAGAACAGGGUAAAGCAUCAAGUUGAAUACCUGGGACUAAAGGAAAAUAUUCGAGUACGGCGUGCUGGAUUUGCCUAUAGAAGACCUUUCCCAAAAUUCCUCCAGAGGUACGCCAUCCUGACACCGGAAACCUGGCCCUGUUGGCGUGGUGAUGAGAAACGUGGGGCUCAGCAUCUCCUUCAGUCUGUCAAUAUGGACGCUGACCAGUUCCAGAUGGGAAAAGGCAAAAUAUUUAUAAAGAAUCCAGAAUCGCUCUUCCUCCUGGAGGAAAUGAGAGAACGGAAGUUUGAUCGAUACGCAAGAACCAUUCAAAAAGCAUGGAGGAAGUACGUCGCAUGGAGAAAGUAUGAGCAGAUGAGAGAAGAAGCCUCCAGCAUUCUCUACAACUUCAAAGAGAGGCGACGGAACAGUAUUAACCGAAACUUUGUUGGUGACUAUCUCGGCAUCGAAGACAGACCAGAGCUACGACAGUUCCUCCACAAGAGGGAACGGAUAGAUUUUGCAGACUCUGUCACAAAGUUUGAUCGAAGAUUUAAGGGAAUAAAGCGAGAUCUCAUCCUGACCCCAAAGUACAUUUAUCUAAUUGGUCGAGAAAAGAUUAAGAAAGGACCAGAAAAGGGCCAGAUCAAGGAGGUCAUGAAGAGGAAGGUUGAUAUUCAGAACAUCACCGGUGUGUCAAUGAGCACCAGACAAGAUGAUUUCAUUGUCCUGCAUGAACCGGAGUACGACAGCCUCGUGGAGUCCAUUUUCAAGACUGAAUUCGUUAGUCUUCUAUGCAAAAGAAUUGAAGAACUCACACAUCAAAAAUUAAAGCUCAACUUCUCUGACUCCAUCCAGUUCAAAAUCAAGAAGGAAGGCUGGGGUGGAGGCGGCACUCGAAGCCUCGUCUUCAGCAGGGGCCAAGGAGAGCAGGUGGUGCUAAAACCUGCCGGGAAAACACUCAAUAUUAGCAUUGGAGAUGGAUUACCCAAGAACUCCAAGCCAACAAAGAAAGGAGCUCCAGAGAAAAGAGGGUUGAAGAAACACUCUCCUGCCAGAUCUGCUCCCCCAGCACCAACAGGACAGUAUGGAAAUGGUGUUCCACGAUUCUCACAGGGUUAUCACAUGAAGCAGGAACAAAUGUACUCCACACCUGUGAAAGGCAUGGCAAAGUCUGGCAGCAUUUCGGAGAAGCCCUCGCUGCCAAAACAGGGCGCUACGACUAAAGCAAGGAAGUCCACAAAUAGCAAUGUGAACAUGGAGUUUAUGAGAGUUCCUGAUGAAGGCAUCGCAGGGGUCCAGAGAAGACGAAGUGUAUCACAAAGAGCCCCGCCAGCAGUGGGACGUCCAAAACCACAGCCACGAACUCCCAAGUGUCGGGCCCUCUAUCAGUAUAACGGUCAGGAUGUGGAUGAACUCAGCUUUAACGUUAAUGAUGUCAUUGAUGUACUUCUGGAAGAUUCAUCAGGAUGGUGGAAGGGCCGUUUACACGGAAGAGAAGGACUUUUUCCAGGAAACUACGUGGAGAAGAUUUGAACCUUUCAGGCUGGAUCUCAGGUUGCAACGUUGGUAAAGUCAGAAGCACAAAAUUACUGAGCAGUUGAUGGUGCAACAGAGCAUUCAGAUCAAUGGGGCUUUAUUCAAUAAAAUCCCUCCUGUCAACUACUAUCACAGGAACCUGUCCACUAUGAAAUUAGAUCCUAUUCAAUUUGUAUACCCCAUAUUUUACAGACAUAGUUGCCUAUAGAUCCACUAAACCUGGGAUCCAGUGAACACAAUUCACAAUCAAUAAACAAUAAGGUAUCAAAGAUCAUUUUAAAUGAAAUCAAUAAUCUUUGUACAAAAUAAAUUUGAUGAUUGAUGGGCUUUGUUAUUUUGAUAAAAUGAAUGAACAAAAUUGUUAAGAUUUUGUAAGUUAUUUGCUUUACCAAAGGAAAACAAUUAAGCAUUUCAUUCUUAUUCCUUCAAUGGCUGUUGUUGUUUUGCUGAACAUUGUGGACAUGCUCUGUUGGGGCAGGAAUGUGUGGCAACACUUACGGGCUGCAGUCCUUGAGGUGUGGUUUAUACCCACUGCGCUGAGAGAAUCCCAGGACUUUGACCCAAUGACAGUGCAGGAACAGUAUGAUGAGUGGUUUAGAGGGUAACUUCCAGGGGGUGGUGGUCCUCGUGCUUUUUCUGCCAGCUGGUAGAGGUGGUAGGUUUGGAUGGUGCUAGCUAAGGGUACUGUUGAGUGAGGAGAGAUGGUAUGAAUACUGCUACUGUGUGUUGCUGGUGAAGUGUAUAUGUGGAUAGAUGCUUAAUGAAGUGGGCUUCUGUGUCCCAUAUGGUGUCAAGUUUCUUGAGUGUCAUUGAAGCCGCACUACCCCUGGCUGGUGGAGAAUGUGCCAUCACACUCCUGUCGAGAAUAAGACCACAAGACACAGGAGCAGAAUUAGGCCAUUCAGCCCAUCGAGUCAGCUCCAGCAUUCCACAAAGGUCGAUUUAUUACCCCUAUUAACCCCAUUCUCCUGCCCUCUCCCCAUAACCUUUGAUCCCCUGAUCAAUCAAGAACCUAUCAACCUCCGUUUUAAAUAUACUCAAAGAUUUGGUCUCCAUAGCCAUCUGUGGUAAUAAAUUUCACAGAUUCACCACCCACUGGCUAAAGAAAUUUCUCCUCAAAUCUGUUCUAAAUGUACAUCCCUCAAUUCUGAGACUGUGUCCUCUGGUCCUAGACUCCCCCACUAUAGGAAACAUCCUCUCCACGCCCACUCUAUCUAGGAUUAGUGUUCAAUGAGGAUCCCCUCAUUCUUCUAAACUCCAGAGAGCACUGGCACAGGGUCAUCUAAUGCUUCUCAUACAUUAGCCCUUUCAUUCCCAGAAUCAUUCCUGUGAACCUCCUCUGGACCCUCUCCAAUGCCAGCAGAACCUUUCUCAGAUAAGGGGUGUAAAAUGAUUGGAUUUAGACGAGUUACUCUCACAGGAUUUCCAGCCUCUGAAGUGUUCUGCAUUCCACAUUGCAUUUUUGGUGACUGCAGUUCAGUGAACUGGCUGAAGACCGGCAUCUCCUGCUGAGGCCUCCAGAGGAGGCUGAGAUGGGCCACACACUUGGUAUCUCUGCUGGAACUUCUAGCAGAGGCUUUGGCUUCCUUGUUUCACAGAUGGAUUGGGCUGUGAUGUUAACGCAUAUGAAUGGAGCCUGCUCCUCCAAGUUGUGGCUUGAUGAGAUGUGAUCUGUCGGAUCACUUGGCUUUGCCAGUCCAUGCUACUGAGUAGCACAGUGAGAAGCUCUCAGUUUGUCCAGAGUGUAUGCACAGUCUGAGGUGUGCAAUCUUGGGCACUUAUUGGCCUGGAUUGGAGGGCAUGUCCUAUAGCAAGAAGUUGGAUAAACUUGGGGUUAUUUCCUCUGGGUAUUGGAGCCUGAGGGAAAAUCUGAUAGAGAUUUAUAACAUUAUGAGAUGCAAAGGUAGAGUAGACAGACAAUAUCCCUUUUUCCCAGGAUUGAAAAGUAUAAUACCAGAAGGCAUGCUUUUGGUGAGAGGUGAUAAUUCAAAGAAAAAGUAAGGGGCUAGUUAUUUUACACAGAGAGUGGUGAAAUACGUUGCCCAGCAUAGUGGUAGAGGCAGAAACAUCAGAGGCUUUUAAGAGACAUUUAGAUAGGCACGUGAAUGUGAGGUAAAUGUGAAGAUAUGGACGGUGUAGACAGAAGAGAUUAGUUUAGUUGGCCAUUUGAUUACUAAUUUAGUUAGUUCAGUUUGAGCCUGUUCAUGUGCUGUAUGGUUCCAUGUUCUACGUGCUAUAUUGAAGUAUCAGCCCUUUAGUCUUUUCCUAUUUAGUGCCUGAGAAGAUGGAACACAAGCUUCAAACAGAAAUAUUGAUAAGCAAUCGUUUCACUUUAAGAGACAUCCUCAGGACCUGAUUCAGUAAACUGGGUGUGUUAUGUGCAUCAUACAUUGCAUGUAAACCCUGUCCUUGGGUAGCAUGAUCUGUAGACAGUGCAGAUGAUGCUCCACUCUACCUCAGUAACUUCUCCUCACCACACAUUGCCUCUGACUGCAAAGGGGUAACACUUAUACUAAAAGAAGAAUUCUUUCAUGGACAUGUUCCCUGCUACCAUGUCCAUCUUUCCUCUGGAUAGUCUGAAGCUGAAUGAAACCAUUCACAACCUCAUUCCAAAAUCUGCCUCCAGUGCCUCAAUAGCAUCACUAUGAACACUUCAUCCCUCCACCAAAGCAUCAACUCCACACCCCCUUCCCUUCCUGUAUUGAUGGAGAGUCUCACCUCAAAACAUCAACUGUUCAUUCCCCUCCAUAGAUGCUGCAUGCCCUGCAGAGUUUCUCCAGCACUUUGUGUGUGGAGCAUGGACUCACAUCUGCCUCAGCUCACUGUUACUGGAACUGUACCUAGAUGUGAUUUACAGUACCUCAACACCUUUUGUGACAGAUUGUCAGAUUUAAACCUCUGAUUCCCAUGUACCCCCACUGUCUCCAUGCCCAAACUCCUUUGGUUCAAUGGUGAUCUAUAAUUUCUACAAAACAGGCCGUACGCCGGGUAACAAUUAGUUUUUGUCCAUAUGGCUAUCCAAUCAAUUGAUCUCUGUCUUAAAUAUACCUCAAGACGGCCUCUGCAGAUGCCUGUGACAAUGAAUUCCACAGAUUCACCACCCUCUGGCUAAAGAAAUUCCUCCUCAUCUGUUCUAAAAGGACGCCUCUCUAUUCUGAGGCUGUGUCCUCUGGUCUUAGACUCUCCUACCAUAGGAAACAUCCUCUCCACAUCCACUCUUAGCAAGGCCUUUCACUAUUCGACAGGUUUCAGCGAGGUCACCCCUCAUUCUUAAUUCUAGUGAAUUGCUUUUGCUGAAAUCUGAGCUGCUCCCCUGCUGUCUUCUGACAAUCGAAGUACACACAUCAACCAAAUAUCCUUUGUCUAUCCUUCCGAUAGCCCAUAUAUUUUGGAAUGUGGGAAGAAACCAGAGCAUCUAGAGGAAAUACACACAGUCAUAGAGAGAACAUUCUAACAGCUUACAGAGAGCGGGGUGGGGGUGGGGGUGGAGUUGAGCCUGUGAUGCUGGCCCUGUAAAGGCCUUACACUAGCCAUUACACUGUUGUGAUGGUCCAAAUGCUAACAACUUCCAUGAUAUUGUAAUGGAUGCAUCAAACGCACUUAAAGCUGAUGAGAAAGAACUGAAGCAAAAACAGAAGGGAAACUAGUUAUGCCAUUCUGUAUGUACAUCAGACCUUCGUAUUUAAUAAUAUUACAGGAACUCAUUGUGUAUAGGAUGACCAUAAGUUGGGUGUCUUAACACGGUGUGACACGUGUGGCUUCUCCGUGUACCAAUUUUAAUCGUGUUCUGAUGCUUGGAAUUAAACAAAGGAAAUCCCUCCCUAUAACUCUGAGCCUGCCUACCUUCAAAGGACUCCUUUAAACUCACCUCUUUGAUUAAACAGUUGGUCAUUGGCAUUAACAUCUCCUUACAUGGCUGUGUCAGAUUUUUGAUUGUGCUUCAGAGCUUAAACAGUAAUUUAUGGGGGUUUUAGCUGGUUCAGCACAUUUUGAACCAAAGACCCCGUUCCUGCGUUGUACUGGUCUAUGUUCUAUGUGUAUUUUGUGAAAGUUGGGCAGAAGUUUUAAAUGUAUGCUGCGCGUCCUGCUGACUUCCACUAGCAGACUCUUUGCUGUUCCCGCUGUUGCUCUCCUGUUAUCACGAUCUGGCAGCCUGUCUGCCUGCCAACCCUUUACGCUUCUUGCACCGGGAUCCUGAGUCACUGGUAUAAAUGUAAAUUGAAUAUAGAUCAUUACAGUACAGCGCCAGCCCUCCUGCAAACAAUAUUGUGCUGAGCUUUUUACCAACACUACGAUCAAUCUAACCCCUCCUUCCUACAGAGCCCUCCAUUUUUCUAUCAUCCACGUGCCUCUCUAAGAGUCUGUUAAUCAUUCCCAAUGUAUCUGCCAUGACCACCACCCCGGCAGUGAGGCAAUUGUUGAGGCUGGAGCACUGCUCACUAUGGACCCCAUCGGUUGAUGAUCAUCAAAUGAAUCAUUUGUCCCAAUUCUCUCCACAUCCUCUCCAUAACCACUCCAUCUUGACCUCUGGUCCUAGACUCCCCCCCCCCAUAGGAAACAUCCUCUCCAUAUCCACUCUAACUGUGCCCUCUGGUCCUAGACUCCCCCACUAUAGGAAACAUCCUCUCCAUAUCCACUCUAACUGUGCCCUCUGGUCCUAGACUCCCCCACUAUAGGAAACAUCCUCUCCAUAUCCAGUCUAACUGUGCCCUCUGGUCCUAGACUCUCCACUAUAGGAAACAUACUCUCCACAUCCACUCUAUCUGUGCCCUCUGGUCCCAGACUCCCCCACUACAGGAAACAUCCUUUCCAUGUGCAUUUCUGUGCAAUUCAUUGCUUAUUUUAUCUCUCUUAAUGGUAAAGCUCUUUUAUAGAUCCUAUUUGCAAAGUAACUCACAGGUUUAAGGGACUGUAGUGAUUAUCAAUAAAAGUACAACUAGCAUUUAUAAAGCUCCUUUGGUAUUAUUACACUUUCGAGGCACUUACUCAGGCUCAGAAGAAGAUAGGGAGCACAGAAAGGUGUGUUUGGAUGGAGACGCAGUAUCGCUCAUUCAUAGUCAAUGUAGAAAACAAGAAAUAAACUUUCAGGAGUAAAGCAUCAACAGCAAAAUAGUGAGUGAAUAUUUGCACUGAAAUCCAAAAGAAUGUCCAGGUUUGUUUUCCAAGCUUACACUCCAGCUAUAUAUCUGCUUUCUCCGAGGUGUAUGCACAAUUGUGUGUAUGUGAUUAAAAUUCUGUUCUAACAUGCAUAUUCUACAGUAAAACUGAUAAUCAGCCACGCUCAGGGGUUAUUGGUGUCGGACUGACUGAUUUAUUGGACUGUGAAUGUUCCGAUUAAUUCCCCCACAUACAUCGAAUACAGGUUUUAAAUAUUACAGAAUAGUAUAACAAUUCUUUUCAAUUAAUGACAGUAAAGAAGAAAUUUUAAAGGUGAAUUUAAAGGGUGCUUGGGAACAAGGCUCUGUGACCCUAUGAAGAGCUUAGGGAUGUAGGAGAUCAGAAAAAUCACCUGGAGAAUCAGCUGCUGAAUGAUUGAGAUCUCUGAGCAGAUUUUCAUAGUUUUACACCAUAACUUAACUUAAGAUGAGUUUUAUCACAUUAUAAAUCAUUCUCUUUAGACGAUCAUAAUUCAUGAUAUUUUUCACUUAAACUUAUACAGUUCUGCUGUGGUGCUAAUUGUUGAUUGCUCAAUGCUCUUUGCACUAUAGUAUUCUAAACUGUUGUACUGUCCUGUGUUUUAUGUUUGGCACAGAACCACAAUCAAUUCUGGUAUGUUUCACAUACCGGCAAUAAAGCCAUUCUGAUUCUGAAUUGGAAUCAUGCGAUUAUGACAAUGGUUUUGAUAUUGCCAUCUUUGUCCCAAAUGAAAUUAUUAUUAACAUAAUUUUUAUUGCACAUAAUGAAUUAUUUUAAGAUAAUUGAAUAUUGCAUCAGAAUAACUUGAUAACAAACUAUAUAAAACAUGUUCUAUGCAAUUACUGUGAUAAAAUAUAAAAUAUACUGUUUUAUCAACAAUAUUCUUAUUCUGUUGCUUAAAGUUGGAGAAAUUGUAACAUUUAGUACGUAACGAUGAGUAAAUAUUCUCCACGUUUCAAUUACUCAACUUCUUAACAUGAAUAUUGUAAAAUACAGAUAAUAAAAAGAUUGUUUGUUGUGAUUAAUAAUGAUUUCAUCUGCACACAAUUCAACCAGUAAGUAAGUACAUCUAUCUGCCUAUGUAUUUGUCUGUCUGUCCAUCCAUCCGUCUGAUUUUGGGAAACAUGGAAUUUCAAUGCACAUCAAGUUCAAAUUCCAUUCUUACCUGCAUGUGGAGAUUGUACCAGAGGUGGUCUGCACCAGUUUAAGGAGAGGUGAAGGCCACAUUGUUUUGCAAGUUCUUUGUAAUUUGGAAGCAGUGGAUACAGGUACCCAUACACACUGGGAGAAGUCCAAGUAUGUCCAGCAUCAAAAUUCAAGAGGACUAGGAGGAGUGCAGAGAUGCAAGGUAGCUUCACUGGAGAGGAAGAAAACACCCUCCUCGAUGAAAGGAUCUCAGAGCCACGGUUCAUAAACACAAGAAGUUCUGCAACGGCUGGAAAUCCUGAGCAUCACAAGGGGCUGGAAGAACUCAGCAAGUCUGGCACCAUCUUUUGAAGGGGGUGAACAGUCAAUGUUUUGGGCCAACAUCCAUAAUCAGGACUGAGAGUGACAGGCACAGAAGUCUGCAACCUGAGAGCAUGAACUUUGAUUUAUCUAACCUCCAAUGAUUCCUUCCCCCUCCUCUUCUCUCAUUUUACACUCCCCAUUCUGGCUCCUCUCUCUUCUACUCGCCUGCCUAUCGCCUCACUCUGGUUCCAUACCUCCUUCCCUUUCUCCCAGUCCACUCUCCUCUCCUAUCAGAUUCCUUUCUUUUCAGCCAUUUGCUUUUUCCACUGAACACCUCCCAGCUUCUGACUUCAUUUCCUUUCCCCACCCACCAAUCUUAAACCAUAUGACCAUAAGAUAUAGGAACAGAAUUAUGCCAUUUGGCCUAUUUAGUAUGCUCAGCCAUUUUAUAAUGGCUGUUCCAAUUUUCCUGUCACCCCAAUCUCCUGCCUUCUCCGCAUAUCCCUUCAUUUCCUGACCAAUCAAGAAUAUAUCAACCUUUGCCUAAAAUGUACAUAAAGACAGCCUCCACAGAAGCCUGUGGCAAACAAUUCCACAGAUUCACCACUCUCUGGCUAAAGAAAUUCCUUCUCAUCUCCAUUCUAAAAUGAGGCCCCUCUAUUUUGAGGCUAUAUUCUCAGGUCUUAGACUCUCCCACCACGGGAAACGUGCUCUCCGCAUCCACUCAAUGCCUUUCACCAUAUGAUAGAUUUCAAUUAGGUGAACCCCUCAUUCUCCAGAAUGCUAGUCAUCAAAUGCUCUUCAUAUGACAACCUAUUCAAUCUUGGAAUCAUUUUUGUGAACCUCCUUUAGAACCUCUCCAGUUUCAGCACAUUCUUUCCAAGAUAAGGGCCCCAGACUUGCUUACAAUCCUCCAAAUGAAGCCUC
Messenger RNA from Hypanus sabinus (Atlantic stingray), 10994 nucleotides. RefSeq names its product unconventional myosin-If-like. The record is from RefSeq and is a predicted model, not a curated record. The coding region runs from base 177 to 3479 and encodes 1100 amino acids. NCBI's taxonomy places the organism in Eukaryota, Metazoa, Chordata, Chondrichthyes, Myliobatiformes, Dasyatidae. Gene Ontology annotation, cellular component: myosin complex; cytoplasm; actin cytoskeleton. The transcript has 28 exons. Gene Ontology annotation, molecular function: ATP binding; actin filament binding; microfilament motor activity. Gene Ontology annotation, biological process: actin filament organization; vesicle transport along actin filament.